Messenger RNA from Schistocerca piceifrons (Central American locust), 657 nucleotides. Its product is annotated as keratin, type I cytoskeletal 9-like. The coding region runs from base 1 to 657 and encodes 218 amino acids. The record is from RefSeq and is a predicted model, not a curated record. The transcript is spliced from 3 exons. Lineage: Eukaryota; Metazoa; Arthropoda; Insecta; Orthoptera; Acrididae.
AUGGCAGAAAUGUUGGGAUCGGUAUAUUCACUCCAAACGGGCUACUUAGAAGGUGGUGGUGGUGGUGGUGGUGGUGGUGGUUGUGGUGAUGCAGUCGCGGCGGGCCAUGGAGACAGCGGCGGUCCGCCCGGGCAGACGGCGGCCGGCGGCCAUCCCCGUGUCGCCGCCCCGGGUGCCCACCCCUGUGCCCGCUGGGGAUGCCAGGGCAGGUGCGCAGAGCUUCCGGAAGCGGGCGCCGACCGCGGCAGCCCACCCGCGCUCUGGGAAGCGACUUUUACGAGGCUGCGCUCCUCACUUACAUACAAUGGCAUAUCGCCGGCGCUAAUGAACGCCGCCUUUGUUUACUCUGGGGCACGCGAGCGGGCUCAGCGACAACAAUGGGCGCCGCCGAGGAGCGCCGCCGCGGUCUGCGGCCGUGGUGGGGGUAGCGGAGGCGCUGUGGUGGGGGUAGCAGGGUGCCAGUGGCGGGGGCAGCAGCGGGCCGGUGGUGAGGAUACAGCGCUGCUGCAAUUAGCUGGCAAAGGCGCCGCGCGCCGUGUGAACAGCUCUUUCUCCCACGGCGUCGCGCGAGGUUGGCGGACUGGUCGGCAGACCACUUUAUCUGCAAGGCUGCUUCCCUCAUGUGGGCGAUCUGCGGGCCGGAAGUUGAUGCCGUGA